CUCUCACUCACUCACUCCCUGACUCACUCCCACCACGCUGACGAGAAGCUGCAGAAAGUUCAUCGCCUGCUCUCACAGCCUCAGACUCGCUAUACUCGUUUCCUUCAUUUCUACCCCUCCCUCUGUUUUGUCACUCCACACCAUCUUGUCCCCCCUGGCCGGCAGUCUGUAUGUCUGCCACAGCUGACGCACCACCUCCGUCUUGCUUGGAACAGCGGGAAGGACACCCGUGGCCCUCGCGCGGUCGAUGACCUCAACGAGGGCAUUCCGGUAGGCGAGUGCCUCCCAAAAGGUGCGCAAGAUGCACGCGACACUCGCACCUCCUUUUGUCCCGAUGGGAAACAGCUGCACUCAACACAGGCAACCCAACCAUAGGGACAGUCAUCCAGUCACUUAUCCUUUUCUCCUCUUCGUGCCUCACCGUGGCGGGUUUGGUCCUUCCCCUCGUUCCUUGUUUUUUCACCGAUGCGGACACACGAAAUGCCGGGGCCGCUCCACUCCUGUGCGGUAACGACAGACCAAGCUUCUUGCUUCCUCCGACUUCAACCAACUGCUUGAUCAUGCCCUUCGCUAUCUCCUCGACAGUCUCGUGAGAGUGAAUCGCAUCUGUGACCCACUCUGCCUUCACGCAAAUGGGCGUCGUCAGAAGAAUCUCAGGAAGCCGAGCCACCGGCGGCUCGUACGGGGGGGUUGUUGCUGAUGCGGAGGUCUGUGCAACCAGCCAUUGAAAGCGCAAGAGAUGGGAGAGGUCACGCACAGAUGAGCUCGUGGGUGUACCUCAUCUGUGUUGACCUCGUGCUUGUCCUCGGCCAUCGUGCUGUGUCCUAGCUGACAACGAAGAUCUGCAUGACACACAAACAGACGGGCAGACAGAGGAAGGAUGAAGAGGAUCUCAGAGGCAAUGUUUUCGUACAAGAAUCAGGGCCGCAAAGCAGAGACAGCGUUGGGGAAGGAAGUAAGCCGGACGUAGCGAGGGGUGAGAGAGCCUGUCUGUGAAAGGAGCAGCG
This is a messenger RNA of Vitrella brassicaformis, 1007 nucleotides long. The record is from the annotation of a GenBank genome assembly. Lineage: Eukaryota; Vitrellaceae.